AUGAUAUAUGUCAGGCAGGUAGAAGUGGGAAGUCAUGCACGGUCAGCCUCGUCCGGUUUACUCAUUCAUUCAUCCAUUCCGAUUCCAGUGUUAGGUCACAGGUUGAAUAUGUCUCUGGCGGCGAUCGCUGCGGCUGCCCAGGGCGUGCUGGGUCUCAAUGUGCACGAUUUCCCCAAGACGUCGUUCUCGUGCAAAGACAAGAACGCCGGCGAGUACUACGCCGAUCCUGAGCUGUCGUGUCAAGUCUACCACAUCUGUGCCGUCGGUCAAUUCAACCGACUGACGAAAAUGAGUUUCGCCUGCCCCAACGGCACGCUCUUCUCGCAGAGCUCGCGAAUCUGCAACUCCGAGGACAAGGUCUACUGCCCCCUCGCGGAGCGGUACUACGAUAAUGUUCAGGGUACCAUCGAUACCCAGGGCGACUAUAAAAGUGUUUUCCAAGUGAAGGCUCUGUUCCCUCUGGAACCUCGUCGUCCCGCCGCCGCCCGGCGACGUCCCGCUCCACAGGACGAUGAUGAUGACUACGAGGAUGAGCCGUCCUCGACAGCUACGCCCCGUAGACCUCAAAACCCUCGACGACCUCCUGCACGUCCGAGCACGACGACAGCUGCUCCCGCGAUCCGUCAACGCCCACCCCAAAGACAAUUUACUCCGCAGAUCCCAUCCAGUCAGCAGUUCCCACAGCAGAGCCCCGCUUCGCCAGAACAGCGUCCACCAGCCGGGAACUUCUUCCCGCCCAGACAGGCCGCCACCGCGAAUUCCCGCAACCCUCCACCUGCUGCCAUCGCACCGCAGCUGACUGGCGUGACGCAAUCCCCUAUUCAGUAUGCUGCACCAGACAGAGCCGCAUCUCCUGGAGCUCCUUUCAUCCCACCAGCACCGACUUCGCAAACUCAAGCCCCGAACAGACUCGUCGUGACACGUCCAAAUUUACGUCGACCCGCUCCAGUCCAAGGCGGUACGGUACCAGCGACGACGUCGACCCCGGCUCCCCGGACGACCAGCACAACACUGGAUCCUAACGCCGAGUACGAGUAUUACGAUUACGAGGAGCCUGCCGACGGUCAGCAGAAUGCCAAUAACCAAUAA
Molecule: messenger RNA, 1089 nt
Organism: Galendromus occidentalis (western predatory mite)
Lineage: Eukaryota; Metazoa; Arthropoda; Arachnida; Mesostigmata; Phytoseiidae
Product: translation initiation factor IF-2-like
Exons: 4
Coding region: 1-1089 (362 amino acids)
Cellular component (GO): extracellular region
Molecular function (GO): chitin binding
Source: RefSeq, a predicted model, not a curated record